This is a messenger RNA of Plectropomus leopardus (leopard coralgrouper), 834 nucleotides long. NCBI's taxonomy places the organism in Eukaryota, Metazoa, Chordata, Actinopteri, Perciformes, Serranidae. The record is from RefSeq and is a predicted model, not a curated record.
CACAGCGAUGUGAGCCAGAGGCCAAACAGCGUGUGACUCCAUGGGGCAGCUGGAAGAAAGGAGAUAAUGCUUUAAAGUAAAGGCAAUUUCAAGGCACAAUGUCCUCAGGCCACAGACUGAGGGACGUGGAGCAGCAGCGCCCCCUGCUGGACGGGGAGGAGGUGGUAGAGAGGAGCUCCCACAGCGAGGCGAGGCGGCUCUGGUUCAUCCAGGACUGCUGCGGGAUGGUGUGUGCCUUCAUCACCUGGUUCCUGGUCUUCUUCGCUGACUUUGUGGUCACCUUUGUCAUGCUGCUGCCCUCCAGGAGCUUCUGGUACGCCGUGGUCAACGGGGUGCUCUUCAACAGCCUGGCUGUGCUGGCGCUGGCCUCCCACCUCCGCACCAUGCUGACCGACCCGGGAGCCGUUCCUAAAGGAAACGCCACCAAGAAGUACAUGGAGAGUCUGCAGCUGAAGCCGGGCGAGGUCAUCUACAAAUGUCCAAAAUGCUGCAGCAUCAAACCUGAGAGGGCUCAUCACUGCAGUAUUUGUAAGCGCUGCAUCCGUAAGAUGGACCACCACUGUCCCUGGGUCAACAACUGUGUCGGGGAGAAAAACCAGCGCUUCUUCGUCCUUUUCACUAUGUACAUCGCUAUGAUCUCCAGUCACGCUCUGGCUCUCUGUGGAUACCAGUUCAUCACCUGCAUCAGAGUCCAGUGGAGAGGUGAGACCUGAACGCCACUCAGACUCCUAAUUUCAACUACACUUUCUUUAUUUUUCAAUUAUUUAUCUCCUGUCAAGGGAGGAGGAUUAACACUUUUGCACAGAAAUAUUAGAAUAGCAUUUUAAACCUUAA